GUCUUUGUGCGUGAACAAGCCACUGGGUUACUUUCAGGAUGUUUUGGCCUUUCGUCGUCUUGUGCGCGUUGCAGAGUGCAGCGCAGGCCUCAAUUCACACAGGUGUGCGUGCGUCCCCCUCUGGGUCGAUGACGCUUCAGCCGUGGCUGAAGGGCCUGAUGGCCGUGGUGGUCUUCCUCUUCGUCAUCUUUAUCUUCCUCAUCCUCAACAGGCUGUUGGGCAACGACAGGAGAGAAGUGGAGGAGGAGGGGGACCAGGAAGAUGUGUUGGGCUACCAGGAAAAGGUUGUGGAAGUGCGCCGAGACUACGUGGAAGAAACCAGCUUGUAGGACAAAAGAUGAUUUCACAUCUUUCCUUUCGUCUGCCUUUCGUCACCAAGUCCAGUGGUGUGCUCUCUUCUUUUCCCUUAUCUUUUAUCCACGUACGUUUUUACGAACGGGAGACAAGACUUGUAUCUCAGCUUAAAGUUUAGCCCGGGUUGUUACUGCAAGUUGGGAGGAUCUUUGCAGCAGGCACGGGCCUCUGCUGCAUUCUUUCCAGGUAAUGUUAGAAGAUGACUAUCAAGACAAACAUCUGUUUACUUGUAUUUUUUCCACUGAUUGCUAAUGCUAAUCUGUGCUAACAUUACAAUGUUACUUCAUUUUUGGCUAUGACGUAUUCAUGCUUCAAAUGCAGCCGUGGUUGUUUUUCAUGUGCUCUAAAAAUAAAGUUGAGCUGAAAGCAUCUCUUGAACCGGGUCUGGCUUGCUGCCAAGUGACUGGCUGGGGAACUCUGCGAUUAUGGUCAAUUCGUUCCGCUAUGACACUUGGCUGAAUGUCCGGACAUAAAAACAUCAAAAAGUCCCUUUUCCCCAAACGUCAACUCUCCAACUGAAAAUGUGGCGCUGGAGCGCAAACGAGACGGGAAGAGGCCGAGUGCCUCGCUAAGCCACUGCGGUUGGCUGAAGAAAUCAAUCCCACGUCAACAUCCGUCUUCUCGAUCUAUCCGCAACUGGUGAGUCAAGUUGGCUGGAGUCUUUUGGGAGUUUCUGUCCCAACAUUGUCAACUUCAGCCUGACAAAGUCCCUCCUUUGUGCUGGUGUGUGGAAAUGAUAGCAAAGGAGGCUCUUGAUUUUUGCUUCUCUUUUAAUGGCGAUCAACAACCAUAGCCAAUAUGUGGUCUUUUUCCGCCGCAUGAACCCCCGCGAAACUUAGCGAUACUCUUACGACAUCGAAUUACCGUAUUGCUUUAACGCAGUGGUUCCCAAAGUGGGCGAUAGAAAGAUCUGGGGGGGCGGUGAGGAAGAAAGAGGCGGUAGGGGGGCGGCAGUCCGAAGUCGACGUUUGUUUGACGAUUUGUACACAACACGUGCAACAGGACGAGUCAGUGGACGACGCUGAUGUUGAGAAGCUUAUGUCCCUGCACCAAGCACAUCCAUCCCAUUAAUAUUAAGUGUGAGACAAUGAAGGUUACUGGUGGAAUGUUUAUUUACCAUUCUAUGUUGGUGAAACAGUUAAAACUGCUAAAAAAUAAAUUGGUUUACUAAAUUGGGUUUUAUUUGUGAAAUACACAUUUGUGUUUAACCUUUCUCUUUUCAAAUUGCAGCAUACCAAAUAUCAAGAAAGAGGUGUUUGUUUCCAUAUGUAUCUGUG
Messenger RNA from Syngnathus typhle (broad-nosed pipefish), 1631 nucleotides. It is a transcript of the gene smim24, whose product is annotated as small integral membrane protein 24. NCBI's taxonomy places the organism in Eukaryota, Metazoa, Chordata, Actinopteri, Syngnathiformes, Syngnathidae. The transcript is spliced from 3 exons. The coding region runs from base 39 to 329 and encodes 96 amino acids. The record is from RefSeq and is a predicted model, not a curated record.